Strongylocentrotus purpuratus (purple sea urchin) is the source of this 8647-nucleotide messenger RNA. RefSeq names its product nucleoprotein TPR (gene tpr). Bases 42 to 7421 code for a protein of 2459 amino acids. Gene Ontology annotation, molecular function: structural constituent of nuclear pore. Gene Ontology annotation, cellular component: nuclear pore. The record is from RefSeq and is a predicted model, not a curated record. Gene Ontology annotation, biological process: protein import into nucleus; mRNA export from nucleus. The transcript has 61 exons. Lineage: Eukaryota; Metazoa; Echinodermata; Echinoidea; Camarodonta; Strongylocentrotidae.
AAGUUCACGAAACGUGCAGCACCAUUCAUGCUAGAGUCAAAAUGGCGGGUGACUCCGAGAAAUUCAAAGAACUUAAUGCUGUAUUGAGCGCUGAGGAGUUGAAUUCGCUACCUGAUGAGGGCAAGAGUAAAAUAGAAAAAUUGCUGGCUUCAAAUACGACGUCGCUGAACACCUUGAAGACCAGCAAUGAACGUCUCAAGAUCAAUUCAGAGCAACGCUAUGAACAACUUGAGAAACAGCUGAUUGCAGCACACAAGAAGCUGGAAACAGAGUCCACUCAGUUUCAGGAUGCAAAGAAAAAAGUGGAAGAUUUUGAGAGCCAGCUGCAGGCAGCCAAGCUGGAGCUGGAAGAGUUCAAGGGUCAAACGGAGGGCACGGCCAGCUCAUACCAGGAGCUGGCUAGGGUCAGUCAGCAGCUCGAGGCCGACAAGCAGGACCUCGUCCAGGUGGUUGAGAGGAAGACCAAACAGCUGGACCAGCUACAGAAUGAGUGGGAUAGCAUGUCUCAGAAGCUUGCUACAGCCAAUGGUUCCCGGACACAGCUGCAGAUGAGGGUGGACGAGCUAGAAAAUGAAGAUGUGUCAUGGAAGUACCGGGAGAAGCGUCUUCAACAGGAGAUCCAGGGCUUGACUUCACAGAGUGGAUACCUUCAGACAGAGCUAGAGAAGAAGACCAGCGAGGUUCUCACACUCAGAAAAGAUAAGUCCAACCAGAUCUUGCAGCUACAGAGCCAGUUGAACGAUAAGUCUGAUGAGUGUAAACACGCCCUGGACGCAUCAGAGAACCUGAGGAAAGUGACCCAGGAACAAGCCAAGAGGAUUGAAGAGCUUAGCGGACAGGUCAAAGAGGGCCUCAACGUGAUCUCUCAAAAUGAGGAGCAGUUCCAAGCAGAGGUACAGGCUCAGAACAAGCUCGCUAACCUCUACAAGCGUGCCGGUGAUGAGGGAGACUCGCGUGUGAAGGAACUCAUCACAGCGGUGGAGGAGCUGAGAGGUCUCCUCAAGCAAGCAACGGAAGCGACCAAUGAGAUGGAGACCAGAACCAAGGAGCAGGAGAGUAGUCACGCAGUCAAAGAGAAAGAAAUGAAUGACAAAAUCGCUAAACUGCAGAGAGAACUGGAAGACGCCAAUGAUCUCCUGGCCGCGGCCCGCAAGAGAGGUGUAGCGCCCAUGUCCGAUGAAGAGCUGAGUAAUCUAUGCCCGACGGCCGCGGCUGCCAGCUCAUUCAUCAAGUCAGGCAUGACACUCACAGAGAUCUACAGCCAGUAUGUGAGGACCUCAGACGAGCUGAUGAUGGAAAAACAGGAGAACCAAAGACUCAAUAUGUACAUGGACCAGAUUCUAGUUGAGAUAGAGGAGAAGGCUCCUGUUCUUCAGAAGCAGAGGGAGGACUAUGAGCAAGCCUUGGGAACAGUCAGCCAACUUUCAUCUAAACUAGAGGCAGCCAUGUUGGAGGGUGAGCAGCUGAGAAUCAACGUGGAUGAUUCCGACCGCAGAGUGAGCCAUCUUGGACGAGAGAACAUCAGGCUGAAACAGAAGAAUACAGAUCUUGGACAACAGGUUCGUGUCCUGGUUCGUGAGGUCUCUGAAGCCAGGGGAGGUCCCAUCCAAGCUCCUGAUCAGAUGGACGUGUCUUCUAGCGAUAUCUCCAGCUCUUCUCAAGUCAUCUCGGAUACGCUUGUGUCUUUCAGAUCUGUUGAAGAGCUUCAGCAGCAGAACGAACGUUUGCUUGGUGUCGUGAGAGAUCUCAGUGAGAAACAGGAGAAAGAAGAAUCAGAGACACUACAAUCCAAAACUGCUGAGCUAAAGAAGCAGCUUGAGGAAUCCAUAGAGGAACUGGAUGGCAUGAGGUCAGCGAGGUCACGACAGACUGAAAUGGUAGAGUCCAUUGUCAGACAGAGGGACAUGUAUAGGGUGCUAUUAGCACAGACAGGAGCCUCACCCCCACCACUGCCCACAUCACCCUUCACCACACCCACCCAGAAGAGUCUGCACAAGAAGAGCCCUCUAGUGACGACGGCCAGUCAGAAGAGUCCUGGACUCCUGUUGCCUAGCAACCAAGAAACGAAGGUUGCCUUGGACACCCUACAGACAGAGUUUGAUACAUACAGGAAGGAGAAGGGAGAAAAUGAAAGAAUGUUGAAUGAGCAGCUGGAGAAAUUUAGACAAGAACUGUCGGAUUUCAGAGUGCAGAACACCAAGCUAUCAUCACAGUUGGACUUUUCAAGUGAGCGUUACAAUGUCUUGCAGUCCAAUGUUGAUGGAUACAAGAAGGAGAUAUCAGCGCUUGCAGACAAGAAUCAGAAGUUCUCCAGCCAGGUUGUAACACUUCAGCAAACUGCCAGUUCAGUCACACAGGACUUGUUGGCCGCGCAGGAGAAGCUGAACAAGGCCGAGGUGGAGACCAAGAACCUGAGGGACGAAAAUGGGCUCCUCAAGGAGGUGGAGAUUCGUCUGAGCCAGGAGAAGGAGUCUAUGCUGAGAGAGCAUAAGAACCAAGGACUGCUCCUUACUAACCUAAAUCAGAUACAGAAUAAUCUUGAGCGGUCAGACUUUGAGUCCAAGACGAGGAUGACCAAUCAGCUUGAGGGAAUGGAGCGAGAGCUCUCCUUGGUCAGGAGGAGACUGGACGGUGAGACUGACCAGCAUCAAAAUGCUCUCAAAUCAUGGAUGGGUAAGGUGCAGGACCUACAGAGGCAGCUGAACUCCGAGCUCACCUCCCAUCAGAGAACCCGCAACGACCUGGCCAAGAUGAGGAACGACCUCCAGAACGUCCGACAGCAGGCCGCGACGACUGACGCUCAGCUCGUGGCAGCUCAGGUCAAGCUCGAGUCCUCUAUCAAAGAGAAAGAUGAUGCCAUUACAGCCCUAGAGCAGACUGAUGGAGGGGUGACCACAGUGAGUGAGACGGAGCUCAAGGAAGUCAACAACAAGCUGAGGAUGUCUGAAAAUCAGAUCAAGAUCCUGAGGGAGCAAAUGAAGAAGCUUCAGGAGCAGAGGGCUCACUACCAGUCUAUCAGCAAGUCUGUUGAGCAGAACAUGAAGGAACAGAACGAAGCGAGCGAGACCUUCAAGACUACCAUGGAAAAGAGGCUGCAAGAAGUAACACAAGAGCAUGAUGACCUUAGCAAGGAGGUUUCUGAGCUCAGGAAGGAUCGUGCGGAGAAGGAGUCAGAGAACAAGGAACUCCAUGUAGCCGUCCAGACACAGACUGCAGAGCUGCGUCGUAACCUUGCCAACCUGCAGGAGGAGCUGAAGGAGGCCCUCGCUAGGCAAAAAGAAGCAGAGGCUAAGGAACUCACUGCGAGACAGGACAGUCAAACCCAGGCUAAAGUAGCCAAGGAGAUGCAAGAUAAGUACGAGAGGGAGUUCCUGCUGCAUGCUGCUGACAUGAAACAACUGGUUACUGUCAAAGAACAACUUGCUAGCCAUAACAGUAAAAUGUCACAGACAGAGGAAGUUGCUAAGAAGGCUCAAGCAGCACUCGAUUCAUCAGAGGCUUCUUGGACUGAGCAGCUUCGUAUUCAGAAGGCAGAGCUAGAGCAGCAUGCCCAGAGAAGCAAAGAGCUUGAAGGCCAGAACCAGAUGUUACAUCAACAGCUAGAAGCAUUGGGUAGCAAGAUGUUGAAGCAGUCAUCACAUGCCCAGGACUUUGCAAACACCAGUAUCUCUCUUCGGGAAGAGGACAAAUCAUCUGACCAGCUCUUAGAAGUCAUCAAAUUCCUGAGGCGGGAGAAGGAGUUGGCAGAGAGUCAGUUUGAGUUGGCCCAGACGGAGACCCUAAGGUUCAGACACAAGAGCGAACAUCUUCAGAACCAGCUGGAGCAAGCACAGAAGAGUCUAUCCGGGGAACGGGAGAGAGCCCAGAUUCUCGUGCAGACCACUGCCCAGCACCAAGAUUUGAUGAAGAAGGUUCAAAGUCUGAAUGUUGUCACGGACAGCAACAGACUUCUGAGGGAGGAGAAGGAGAGGGUGGAACAGCAGCUACAGCAGCUGAAGGCUAAGGUCAGUGAGCUAGAGGGAGCCAUUCUCCCUCUGCAGGAACAGACCCGUACCAUCACGGCCCAGCGAGAUGCCCUGGCAGCCGAGAAGGUCGCCCUUUCCAAUGAGGUCAAUCGUUGGAAGCAGCGAACCAAUCAGCUCAUCGAGAAGUCCAACAGGACAGACCCUGAGGAGUACAAGAAACUGCUGGCUGAGCGCGAUCAGAACAAGAAGCUGCUUUCUGAGAGGUCGGAGGAGAUCAUGAGGCACAAAGCUGAUGUAUCCAGGGUGAAUUCUCAAUUGGGACAACUAAGGACGGAGAAUUCUAAACUGAACAUGACCAUCUCUUCUACACAAACGGAGAGGACAGUUGCAGAAAACAAACUGAAGGCUGAGAUUGCUUCUGUGAAGGCCAGUUUUGCUGCCAAGCAGGAUGAUCUGGUCAACAAGGAUAAGACCAUCAACCAGGUGAAGAAAAUCGGCCGUCGAUACAAAGCCCAGUAUGAGGAGGUCAAAGGUCAAUUGGACAAACUUCAAGAGGAGGUCGAUAAGGAGAAGACUGCGACCCCACAGCCUGACCCCGAGACAGAGGCAAAGGUCAAAUCCUUAGAGGAAGAAGUUACAAGACUCAAGGAGCAAAACACUCAGUUGAAGUCAGCAGAAGAAUCAGCCAAGGCUUUCCAGACCCAGCUCACUGAGAAAGAGGAACAUAUCGAGAGGUCCAAGAAACUGAUGCAGAAUGUUAGGCAGAAAAUCAAUAACCUCAGUGCCGACAAGGAGAAGUCGACGGCCGAGAACAACCGGUUGAAGAGUCAGAUGGAUGAGCUAAGAGGAGAGAUCUCGGCAAUCAGCGGUCUCAUGAACCAGCAGGAACGCAGCCAAGCCACCCAGAAGACGGAGUACGAAGGGCGCAUCCAAGAACUACAGAGGGAGCUCGAGGAUAGUCGACAAACCCUGCAACGAGCCCUUGAGGAGCAACAGCACCAGGAACAGGUGAGAGAGAUGCAGCCCCUGAUCGACCAAUCAGAUCAGACGUUACUCAGUCAACCAGGGACAUCGGGAACAUCGGACAGGCAGAGUACUUCCAGGGAAGAGGCCCCGCCCACUGCCAACAUCCGACCAAUGGCAUCGCCCGCCUCGUCCGUUGGCCAAUCUAAAGGCACCUCCUCUCAGAGCACUGCCAAAGUGACGGCCAGCAUCCGCCCCAUCGCUGUUACCAGAAUACAGACCGGUGUCAACUUCAUCACCACCAUGACCACGCCCACUACCAUGGUGACGCCCAUGGCAACCGUCAUGCCCCAGACUGUAGAGGCUCCGGUGGCCGAUCAGGGCUCCGAACAAGAAGAUUCCAACGACCAGCCAUUCCAGCAGGACACCCCAGUCGCCCCCAUCGCUCCGGCCACGCCCAUCCAGGCUGUCCAGCCCACCCAGCAGACCCCGCCCACUGCACAGACUGCGCCUACUCAGCAGACUGCACCCAUGGCUGUAGCAGAGCGACGGACAACUGACCAGGAACCUCAAGGACAAGAGAGUCACAGGGAUGACGAUACAGGACCUUCAGGUGGUCAGACAGGAGGGUCAUCGUUGUCACCGGGCAGUGCUGCAUCCAAGAGACCAAGGGAUGACCCAACAGAAGGGGACACAACCACAUCGGAGAGAGAGGGACUGCCGCCUAACGAGAAGAGGCAGAGGGUAGCCCCACAACCGCAAGUCAGCAGGGAUGAACCCGAGGAGGAGAAAGAAGAUGAGAAAGAUGAGAAGACUGAGCAGACGAAAACGGAGACGACGACCACCACUACCACCACCACCCACACCAACGCGGUGCACGAUGUGGAGACGGAGGCAACCCAGGAGGUCGAGGCUGAGACACAGUUUGAGAUAGAGACAGCAGCAACGCAAGAAGUGGAAUCCCAACCAGUGACAGAGACGAGGGUAUUGGAAGUCUCCCCGACCGAGCAGCAGGCCACCGAGGAGAGGCAGGAUGAGGAGACGGGAGAGAAAAAGUUAGAUGAUGUGGUCAUCGUUGUCGACAGCGACGAGGAUACUGGUGGUCUGGACUCAGGCCAGGACCAGGGUGACCAGCAAGACGAGGAUGCCGAUGGCGAUCUCGAAGGGGAGGAGGAGGAGGAGGAUGAUGAAGACGAUGACGAGGUCGAUGAUGAUGAGGAGGAAUUUGAAGGUGAUAUUGGGGAGGAGGAUGGAGAGGAGGACGAUGCCUUUGAAGAGGCUCAGGGAGAGGAAGUGGACGUCGAAUAUGAUGAGGAUGAAGAAGUGGAAGAAGAAAUGGACGAUGAUGAAGAGGAAGAGGAAGAAGAAAUGGAAGAUACUGGAGAGGACAAUGGAGAGAACAUGGAAGAUGAUAUUGUUGAGAUUAUAGAUGACGAUGACCAGGGUGCAGAGGUCGCGUCGGAAAUGGACACUCACAGCUCCGACCAGCAGAGCGAGGUGCCCCAGCCCAUGGAGGCCCAACAGAUACUGAGGGUGCCCCCUCCCCAGCUGAGGGUGGUGCCCCCGGAGCCCACCCCAACCAGUAGCAGUCAGGAGUCCACCACCCAUGUCCCUCACCUUCAGCGUCACAGCAUGAGGACAGAGAGACUUGGCUCUCAUGGAAGAUUACCUCCCUUCUCAUUGCUUCCGUCCGGUGGGGGAAUUCCCUUUGAGGAUGUGAAUGACGAUGGCCAGGUCCCUAGUACUCCAACUCUGUUUGUACCUCACAGAGGAACCGAUGGAUUCGCAGAGGCUAUCAACUCCCCUCUGCUUCCGGUCCGAUUCCACUUUGAGGGCGAUAGUAGAUCACCUGCCCAGGGCCUAGCCCAGCUGGCAACACAAGGAGAUCUUGGUAUGGAUGACACCCGGAUCAACCUAAUGGUGGGAGAAGACGAAGCCAGCGGUAGGAGUGUCCCCACUACACCCCUUCAGACCACAGCCCCAGGUCAUCCGUGGGAUCGGCCUUCACAAAUGAGCCUGCUAGCCUCUGGUAUCAGCCCCUCGGAAGGAUUAUUGGAAGCAUCUCAGUCUGUGCCUGCAACGAGGACCAGCAUCACACCGCCCCCUAGUGGUGGCGAUGAGCCAGACACAGAACCAGGGCAGACCAAGCCAGGUUUUGACCAAGCUGGGAGCUCAGGGGGAGGACAGCCAGAGAGUGGAGCAGCUGGUGAAGAUAAAGCAGGUCCAAGCAGUGGUGAUGCUGCAGGAGCAGAGGGUUCUAGUGGUACCGGAACGGAAGGUGACGCACGUCCAAAGCCUAAGCGUAUUGUCUGGAGCGACGGUUCCUCCCACGCCCCAUCGCAGACCCAGUCUGGAGGCCCAAACCCGGAGCAGAGACCCAGGAACGUGGCCCACCGAGGUGGUGGAGCACGGGGGCGUUUAUUGCUGCAGCGCAGCAACGUUGCAUACAGAGGGCGUGGAAGAGGUGGUCCUCGGAUGCAACAAUGGAAGUAAAAGAAUGUUCUGAAAAUGAUAGUAACUGCAAGAAAAGAUUUCCUCUUUCACCCUAGCACUUGUAAUUUGAGAACUGCAGCCCAACACUGCAUUUUCCAACUGCAUGUCUCCUGACUUGUUUGAAAAGGCUGUAAAGUUGGUCUCCCCCUCCAAAAAAAUAAUAAUAAUGGAUUCUCCUUUAUCAAAAUUACAACUUAAGUGGUGGACCAGAGUUUCGUGAAGCAUAUCGUUUUUGUUUCCCUGACUCUAAACCUAAUGGACUUUCUUUCUAAUCAAAGAGUGUCCGAUCAUUCAACUAGUAUGAUUCCAUAACUUGAAGGAAAGAGAUUUAUCGUGUAUCAAUAGAUAUGUUCGUGACACCAACACUUCCUUGAGGGAAAAGUGCUUUGUUUUUCAAAAUCAUCUCUCAACAACACUGUUCGUUGUAAAUUUUGAAGUCAACCUUUUUUUGAUAGUUAUUAUUAUAAGUAUUUGGCGUCACCUGUGCUUGGGAGGCGAAAAGCGAACUGAAUCACUGUAAAACUUGGGUCUCUCCUCCCGGUAUUACUGAUUGGGAUGCGCAGGUGGUGACUACACUGGGGUUUCCCCCUACUCUUACAUGUAUACGAGUAGUGCAGUGGGUUCUUAACGUGCAAACGUGGUGACUCUCCUCCGUUUAAAGUCCUAUCUGAGGGACUUAAUAGCAAGAGUGAUUUAUUUAAGCAUUCUUCAGCAAAACAAUCUAUUAUGAAGUGGAUUCAAGUGUAUGUAUUCGGCAUGGUAAGAGAGUAGACUGAUUGAAUAUCUCAAGAAUAGAGUGUGAGUAAGCUUAUCAUUAAAACUGCAAGUUAAACAUCUAGGUUGUACUUGAUUAAUCUUUAAAUGGACAAAUAGUACACAUUUUCAGUCAUUCCAUUUGGCCGCAGAUGAUGGAUUUUUUCAUAAUUUCAAAAUGGAAGUCCAUCCGGCAAUACUUUUAUCCUAUAAGCUUAGGAACAUGUAUGUGCAUGUUAUAGCUGAGCCAUUAGUGACACAAUGAUUGAAUAAGGCAAUAUCUGGUCAGGGUAAGGUGUGGAAUGGGGGAAAUGAGCGAGGGGGGGGGGGGCAAAAGUCUCCCAGGAUCAGGUAAUGCCAAAUACUUAAUAAUAAUGAUGAUGAUAAUAACAAGUUAUCAAUUAAGCCUCUGAUAUAUAUUUUCACAUUAUAAUGAGCUUACUUGGGAGGCAACUAAUGAAAGGGGGGAGGGG